UUCCUUGCUAUAUUUCUCCUUCUCAACUCAAUUUCGUGCUAACGCACUCCUCUCCUUGUCCGAAAUACUCUGCCUCCGGGUGUUCGCGAAAAUGCUUCAAAGGCUGUGGUAUCCGUCCUCACUGUGCUGCCUCCUUCUUCUCCUCCCCCUUCUGCUACGUUCCUCGGCCUCUGUGCCCACCAAUCCGGACUACGUUGCGUGCUCUGAACCUGAAGUUUUACACUGCGGGAAACUCAACAUCACCUACCCUUUCCGCCUGAUCGAAAGCCCAGAUUACUGCGGCUACCCUGGAUACGAGCUCAACUGCAACUUGGAUGAAGAAGUCGCCCCGCUCACCAUCAAACUUGGAGGAGAGGAUUAUGCCGUACUGAAUAUUUUUUAUCGGGAGAGGGUUGUCGUAGUCGUCAAUUCAUACUUAUUGAAGACUGAUUGCCCUCGGAACUUCAUCAACACCAGCUUCAACCCAAGCCUUUUCAGCUACGCUAGCUACGACAGCAACCUCACAGUUUACGUAAAUUGCAUUUUCCAGAUCAUGCCGCCCCAGCUAUCGGAAAUCUUUUGCCUGAGCAAUUCGUUGAAUAAGUCGUACUAUAAAGUGGAUAAGGGGCCGUCGACUUUCCUAGACAAUUUUCAAGGUAGCUGCGACCAGACGGCGGCUGUGCCGGUUUAUGCCAAGCAGGAUUUCGUCGCGGCGAUGAAAGGGGGGUUCGGUUUAAAUUGGAACGACAGUUUGGAUUGGUGCCAGGAAUGUAUGGAUUCCGGAGGGAGAUGCGGUUACAAUAUGACUCGGCCAGAAGAUCAGAUUUGCUUCUGCUCUGAUACUAACCGCCUUAGAUCUUGUUUUUACUGUAAGCAGAUCUCUUUCUCCUAA
Molecule: messenger RNA, 871 nt
Organism: Dendrobium catenatum
Lineage: Eukaryota; Viridiplantae; Streptophyta; Magnoliopsida; Asparagales; Orchidaceae
Product: LEAF RUST 10 DISEASE-RESISTANCE LOCUS RECEPTOR-LIKE PROTEIN KINASE-like 1.2
Exons: 1
Coding region: 92-871 (259 amino acids)
Molecular function (GO): polysaccharide binding
Source: RefSeq, a predicted model, not a curated record